Messenger RNA from Raphanus sativus (radish), 1123 nucleotides. Its product is annotated as glutathione S-transferase U12. Gene Ontology annotation, cellular component: cytoplasm. Gene Ontology annotation, biological process: glutathione metabolic process. The transcript has 3 exons. The coding region runs from base 316 to 984 and encodes 222 amino acids. The record is from RefSeq and is a predicted model, not a curated record. Gene Ontology annotation, molecular function: glutathione transferase activity. NCBI's taxonomy places the organism in Eukaryota, Viridiplantae, Streptophyta, Magnoliopsida, Brassicales, Brassicaceae.
CGGUGAAAUUGAAACCAUCUCAUCUCCAGCGACUAAUCUUUGGUUGUAACUUUCAAAAAUCAAAUCUAGAAUUAAGACCUUAAGAUCAUAAAAGUAAUACCAAGAAAUAUACUCAGCCGCCAAAACGCCAGCUGGAGAAGAAACUCAAGAAAGAAACAAGAUAAUCAAAUUGUUCUUUUAUAAGAAUUAAAAUAAAUACUCACCCAAAACAACUCCAUUGAUCUCUCGAGACACAACACAACUCAAGUUAAGACCCAAAUUUUAGCAAAAAAAAAAACCCUCAAGUUAAGAAAACAAAAGGAAGUAAAGUCUCAGAUGGCUCAGAGCGGUUUCAAAAGUACUGUGAAAUUAUUGGGGACAUGGGGCAGCCCCUUCGCUUUAAGGGCUCAAGUAGCUCUACAUCUCAAGUCCGUGGAGUACGAGUACAUAGAAGAAAUCCUUAACUCCAAGAGCGAUCUUCUUCUGGAAUCCAACCCAAUCUACAAGAAAGUCCCUGUCUCAAUCUGCGAGUCUCUCAACAUCGUUCAGUACAUCGACGAAUCUUGGCCGUCAGAUCCUUCUAUCCUCCCCUCACAUCCCAAUGAUCGUGCCUUUGGUCGUUUCUGGGCUCACUUCGUCGACGGAAAGUGCUUUGAAACGAUCAAUGCGGUGGCCGGAGCAAAAGAUAACGAUGUGAGAAUGGCUAUGGCGGGGGACUUGACAGAGUGUCUAGCGUCGCUUGAGGAGGCGUUUCAGAAAAGCAGCAAAGGUGGAUACUUCUUCGGAGGAGAAAGCAUUGGGUUCUUCGACAUCGCUUGUGGGUCUAUGGUGGGCCCGCUUUCGGUCGUCGAGGUGUUUUCAGGUGUGAAGUUUUUAAAUGAAGAUACAACACCGGGCAUGCUUCGGUGGGCUGAGAAGUUCAGGGCCCAUGAAGCUAUGAAACCUUAUUUACCUACUGUCACCGAAUUCUUUGAAUUCGCUAAAAAGAAGUUUAAUGUUCAGUGAGGAUUUACAUCUCAAUAUGGUUUUAGAAAGAUGUGUUCCAAUCCAGCCAGAAACCAGUAAAAACAAUGAUAUAUUAAUUAUGAGUUUUGGGGGAUUUUUAUGUUACCAUUUUUUUUAUGUUAUGAGUUUUUGAUUGCCA